AUGAGGCUUCCAGUGCUGCUGAAACUCGUGGUCGCUCUAGCAACCUUAUGUCAGGCGCUGUUAGUAUCAAACAACUCAAGUGGGGAUGUGACAUGGGACGAAUACAGCUUGAUAGUCAAUGGGGAGAGGGUGUUCAUCAAUGCUGCUGAGUUUCAUUACCAGAGACUGCCCGUCCCUGAAAUGUGGCUGGAUGUGCUGCAAAAGUUAAAGACAAAUGGCUUCAACACAAUUAGUGUCUACUUCUUCUGGAGUUAUCAUUCUGCUUCCAGGGACGCAUAUGAUUUUGACACUGGGGCACAUAACAUACAGCGUCUGUUCGAUAUGGCCAAGGAGACAGGCCUAUGGGUAAUUGCGCGACCGGGCCAUUAUGUCAACGCACAAACUAAUGCGGGCGGUUUAGCUCUAUGGGGUUCCGAUGGCUCCAUGGGAAAGCUGCGGACAUCAGAUGAGGCCUAUCAUCAAGCAUGGCUUCCAUAUAUGAGGAAAGUCGGACAGAUCAUUGCAGCGAACCAGAUCACAAAAGGUGGUCCCGUCAUACUCUUCCAGGUAGAAAAUGAGCUACGAGAGACCAGCCAUAAACCCAACAAUACUCUCGUUACAUAUAUGGAACAGUUUGAAUCGGUUAUUAGGGAUGUGGGAAUAACGGUUCCUACGACUCACAACGAACAAAGCACGAGAUAUAUAUCUUGGUCAAGGAACUACGAAAACGUUAGUGGCGCAGUCGACAUUUAUAGCUUUGACGACUACCCUGCAGGAUUCCUUGUCGGGAACAAAUGUGAUGGAGCGACUGGCUUUGAUGUAGUUCGGACUUACUAUCAGUGGUUCAUGAAUUAUGCAUGGUCUGGUCCAAUAUACCUCGCUGAGUUUGAGGGCGGGCGUACUUUGACUUGGGGUGCACCGCAAAACUAUGAUGAUUGUCGAAGCGAGCACAGUACUACCUUUGUGGACAUCUACUACAAGAACAACAUUGGCCAGCGCGUGACGCUACAGAGUAUAUACGAAGGCUAUGGGGGGACCAACUGGGGCCACUCUGCUUGCCCGGUGGCGUAUACCAGCAAUGACUAUAUGACUCCCCUUCGAGAAACUCGCCAGCAAUGGGCCAAACUUUGGCAAAAGAAGUUAAUACAACUCUUCUCAGGAUCAGCACCUCAUUUGCUCAAGACUAAUAUGCAUGGGAAUGGGUCGGGCUUCAGUCUCUCAACACCCGAUGCUUAUAGCUGGGUCCUGAAGAACCCAGAUACCCAGGCAACAUUCACCGUGCUGCAGCAGAAUGAAACUCCAUCAACCGCUACCAUCACCUUUUCAGCCUACUUGAACACCAGCCUUGGCAAUGUGACUGUUCCAGGUAUCCAGCUUGAAGAGCGCCAGAGCAAGAUUCUAGUUACAGACUAUAAGUUUGGUAACCAAACUCUGCUGUAUUCGUCAACAGAUGUACUCACAAAUGCUGUCUUGCCCGGCCACGACGUUCUAACUCUUUAUCUGUGGGAAGGACAAACCGGCGAGUUUGCUUUAACAACGUCUAAUAAUUCGACGUUUGAGGUAUACGGCGCGUCUACCGUGUCGUCCACACUUCAUCCUGGUUAUCAGAAAAUUAAGUACACACAGUCUUCUGGUUCUACUGUCCUUCGUUUUUCAGAUGGAAUCAUUGUCCUAUUGCUUGAUCAACCUACAGCAUGGCAUUUCUGGGCUCCGUCAACAUCAAAGUACCCUUCUCCUAGGCCAGACCAGAAGCUUUUCAUUCUCGGCCCGUACCUAGUCAGGUCUACAUCAGUCGAUAACGAAGUGCUUCAGGUGUCCGGAGACAACAACGGAACUAUGACGUUGGAAAGUUUCAUCGGCGAUGUGCCAAUCAAGGCAGUCGAAUGGAACGGCCAGAUACUCACAGCCACCAAGACGCCCUAUGGCUCCUACACAGCCCAAAUACCGGGUACAGAAAACCGAUCAGUAACACUUCCACCUUUGAACCACUGGCACUCAGCAGAAUCCCUCCCUGAAAUCCAGCCAGAUUUUGACGACUCCAGAUGGACGGUCGCAAACAAGAGUAGUACCCUCAGCCCACAAGCUCCUCUUACCCUGCCAGUUCUUUUUAGCUCCGACUAUGGUUACUACGCCGGCGCCAAAAUAUACCGUGGCUACUUUGAUGGCAUUAACUACACUGCAGUUAACAUUACUGCCGCUGGAGGUCUUGCGUUUGGGUGGAACGCAUGGCUGAACGGGCAUCUCAUUGGGGGCCACCCUGGCGAUCCCGAUCUAUCAGCCACAAAUUCGACUCUAACGCUUCCAGCAGGCAUUCUCGGCGCGUAUCUCCUUCCAGGAGGUACACGAACAGCAACCGGGUUCAAACUAUGGAAGAUUCAAGGUAAUGCUGGCGGUUCGAAGAAUAUCGACCCAGUCCGUGGACCCAUGAAUGAGGGUGGCCUCUAUGCUGAACGACUAGGCUGGUUCCUCCCUGGCUUUCCAGCUUCAGAUGACACGGAGUUUAGUAGUACUUCCAGUCCGCUGGACGGAAUCAAACAAUCUGGUGUCCGCUUCUACGUCACAACAUUCAAUCUUGAUAUCGACAGUGAUCUAGACGCACCCAUUGGUGUUUCUCUCUCAGCGCCAAAUGGCACCAUAGCACGUGUAAUGAUCUGGGUCAAUGGGUAUCAAUACGGAAAAUACGUCCCUCACAUUGGUCCGCAGACGAAGUUUCCUAUCCCUCCGGGAAUCAUCAACGACCGGGGUCAGAAUACAUUAGCCUUGAGUGUGUGGGCGCAAACAGAUGCCGGUGCGAAGCUCGACACUGUGGAGCUGUUUACUUACGGGUUGUAUCAAGCGGACUUUCAGUUCGAUCGGGACUGGAGUUAUUUGCAGCCAAGGUGGGAGGAUAGAAGCAUGUGGUCUUAG
Aspergillus neoniger CBS 115656 is the source of this 2886-nucleotide messenger RNA. RefSeq names its product glycoside hydrolase family 35 protein. The record is from RefSeq and is a predicted model, not a curated record. Gene Ontology annotation, biological process: carbohydrate metabolic process. Gene Ontology annotation, molecular function: beta-galactosidase activity. Lineage: Eukaryota; Fungi; Ascomycota; Eurotiomycetes; Eurotiales; Aspergillaceae. Gene Ontology annotation, cellular component: vacuole. Bases 1 to 2886 code for a protein of 961 amino acids. The transcript is spliced from 12 exons.